Molecule: messenger RNA, 912 nt
Organism: Uncinocarpus reesii 1704
Lineage: Eukaryota; Fungi; Ascomycota; Eurotiomycetes; Onygenales; Onygenaceae
Product: acetolactate synthase small subunit
Exons: 2
Coding region: 1-912 (303 amino acids)
Biological process (GO): branched-chain amino acid biosynthetic process
Cellular component (GO): acetolactate synthase complex; mitochondrial nucleoid
Molecular function (GO): acetolactate synthase regulator activity
Source: RefSeq, a predicted model, not a curated record
AUGGCUUCUCGGCUGGAUUUCGCCUUGAGGGCAACUCGCACUUCAAUUGCACGAUUUUCACACGGCGCCCAGGGCAAUUCUGUGGCCAGCAUUACUUGCCGACUGGCGAAGCCCUAUCAACCGAGAUGCCAAACCCGUUUGUCAUCAAGCUCAACUUCAGCGCUCGCCUACAAAGCCCUGCACCGUCGAUCUCCGCUUCCUCUCCCCGUUGCGGAAAAUUCGCCCACCUGGUCUGCUCCCGCUGCCGUUUCUUCGAUUCUUUAUGAGACUCCUGUGCCUUCCACGAAACCUCCAAAGCGGCAUGUGUUGAAUUGUUUGGUGCAAAACGAGCCCGGUGUGCUCUCUCGGAUAUCCGGUAUUCUCGCUGCGCGUGGUUUCAACAUCGACAGCUUGGUCGUAUGCAAUACGGAGGUGGAAGAUUUAUCUCGCAUGACCAUUGUUUUGCGCGGCUUGGAUGGCGUUGUUGAACAAGCCCGCCGCCAAUUGGACGACCUGGUUCCUGUCUGGGCUGUCCUGGAUUACACCGAAGCCGCUUUGGUUCAACGAGAGCUUCUUCUAGCCAAAGUGAGCAUCCUGGGUCCCGAGGUUUUUGAAGAGCUUUUGCAACACCAUAGUGAAAUGACUUCGCCUGAAGGGUCCAUUUCCAUGUCAUCAGAAAAUGCCUCAAACCAGGAAGCCUCUGCAGACAAAGGUGCGCAAAAGCGUGAAAUGGAUAGGGUCAACGGCAAUCUCUCCAGGGCUGCAGACUAUCAUCCCAAUCGUUUAGCUGCCAGCGAAGCUUUGAGACAUAAACAUGAGCAUCUUGAAGCAAUUACCCACCUGACUCACCAAUUCGGAGGGAAAGUUUUGGAUAUUAGCACAAAUAAUUGCAUUGUCGAACUCUCCGCUAAGCCAUCCCGUAUCAAUUCUUGA